AGCAGGCAGACUCGGCAGUUGGCUGACUACUCAGAGAAGAAAAUCCGUUGUUGUAGAGGAAGAAAGGCUCAACAAUUUAGAGCAACGUUUAACGCACUAACACGAGCGUUAACCCCCAUUUUUUGCGGGUCGUUUUUCUCCAACUUGUUUUUUCCCCCCCGUUUUGUUUAGCUAACAUGGCUUGUGGAGCUACGUUAAAGCGGUCGAUGGAGUUUGAGGCCCUCCUCAGUCCCCAGUCUCCCAAGCGGAGAAGGUGCAAUCCACUACCGGGGACUCCCAGCACUCCGUCCCCUCAAAGAUGCAACCUCCGUCCCCCGGUCGACAGCCCAACGCAUUCGAUGUCUCCUCAGGCCACGGGAGGCGAACACAGGCUCACUCCAGAGCAGAUCUUCCAGAACCUCCGUCAGGAGUACAGCCGGAUCCAGAGGCGGCGGCAGCUGGAAGGGGCCUUCAACCAGACUGAGGCCUGUAGCUCCAGUGACGCCCCCAGCCCCAGUUCCUCCAUCAACGCUCCCAGCUCCGCACCAGGUGCCUCAAGGAAGGACCAGCCCUCGUUUACACUGAGGCAGGUGAGCUACCUGUGCGAGCGCUUGCUCAAAGACCACGAGGAGAAGAUCCGGGAGGAGUACGAACAGAUCCUUAACACAAAACUCGCAGAACAAUAUGAAUCUUUUGUGAAAUUCACACAAGACCAGAUCAUGCGAAGAUACGGGGCCCGGCCUGCUAGUUAUGUCUCCUGAACUCACAUCGAUGAGAUCCCAGCUUCCUCUCACAAGAUGGCUGCUCUUCUACUGCCCUCUUCCACUUGAUUUUCAUUUUACUCUCCCACCUCCCCCCCCACCCAUCCCCACCCUCCCUAAACUGUUUGGGUGCCAUGGUUUAUCCACUUUUUAAUCCAAAAGUUGAUUUCUUACUUAAAAACUAUCGCUGCUGGCCAAAAGUUAGAAGAAUCUGAAAGAUAAACUAUGUAUUGCCCCCACCCCCCCCCCCCCCCCUCUUUUUUUGCCCCUUUUUCUUGUUGAUAUGCUCUUUCUGAAAAUCCUGACUAAAAGCAGAUCUGUGUCAAAUCUCUUGCCGGCGCUGUAGAAAAAGCUUAUUGGCUCAUGUGAUCAUUAUGUAUAACCUCCCAGCAGCUGUAUUUAAUGGCUCCUGCUUCUCACAUUGUCCCACUUUUCUUGCCCCCUUCCUCCCCCCCAACAUCUCUUUACCUGAGAAUGUGGAUUUUUCUCCCUUUUGAAAAAAAUAAAAGUUCUGUGAUUUAAAA
Molecule: messenger RNA, 1264 nt
Organism: Thunnus maccoyii (southern bluefin tuna)
Lineage: Eukaryota; Metazoa; Chordata; Actinopteri; Scombriformes; Scombridae
Gene: akirin1
Product: akirin 1
Exons: 5
Coding region: 177-740 (187 amino acids)
Biological process (GO): negative regulation of skeletal muscle satellite cell proliferation; positive regulation of transcription by RNA polymerase II; positive regulation of macrophage chemotaxis
Cellular component (GO): nucleus; chromatin
Molecular function (GO): transcription coregulator activity
Source: RefSeq, a predicted model, not a curated record